UUGACAUUAGCGGUUCCAUAUAUAAUUUUUAUUUAUUUUAAAGCUUUUGAAACGAGUAAACGACAAAACGACACGUGUCAUCUGAAAAUCUUGUUGUGUGUUGCAAGAAUAAUGUCUUCAGAAAAAGAGCCCGGCCCGAUUCGACGUUUACUUCAAGCAUUAUGUCCAUGCGGAACGACUCUUGAAGAAGAGGAAGACAAAAUUGAAAUCACUGUAGAAAAUACGGCUGGAGAAUUGCUCGCAAGUGCACGAUACAAGAGAACCAAAUUCAAUCGGAUCUUGUUCCGUAUACCCAUCGUCGCGGACAAGGAGCACCUAUAUCGAAAAACUAAUGAACAGAACGUGUUCCGGCCGGGUUACCAAGAUAUGUUAAAAUACCAAGUGGAUCAACCAAUUGCCGAUAUGAUACGCAUUGAAGAGACAUGUGGCCCGACUAGGAAUCUGCAAAAACCACCAAAGUGGGAAAACUCUGAUCCUGAAUCGGAUGAUUGUUGCCCCUGCGAGCUCCUCUGAAGAAGCAAACAGCGACACCUCUGUGUAGAAGAAUCAGCAGGUUUGGAGCAGUGGCGUGCAUAUCGCUGUGCUAGAACCAUACUAGGACAACUUAAAAAAAGUCAUUUCGAGAAAAUCGACUUUUAAGGUUUGAAAUUGUUACUAUAUACCUUAUUAUUAAAUAUGUUAGGUUUUUGAUACUUUGUAAUUAGUUAGCUAUUAUGUACAGAAACAUGGUGUAAUUAUAAUAAUUACCUUAAAAUGUCAUCAAAAAAUUAUAAAAAAACAUUUUGUAAGAUGUCUUUGAAUUGCGCUACAAAACACAAUAAUUUUCGAAAUUGUUCUUAUUUUAUUUUAAGUUGUCUUAGUAUUGAAAUAUCUGAUUACCUGUUUAAUGAUCCUGUCCGUGUAUUGUUUUACUUUUUUUCGGGAAAAAGGAAAGUUAUCUUUUUUUUUGAAGUCAACUUAAAAAAAAGAUAUAUUUUACAAUAUUUUUUCUUUGUUAUGAAACACUAAGGUAUCUUUACCAUUGUAAUACUAGGACAAGUUUAAAAAACAGGACAUCUUUCAAUAUCUUACUAUUUCACUAGCAAACAAGUUAAAUAAUGAGAAUAAUUCCAGUUUAGUAGAAAGGACUUUUCAUUAUGUCCUACUAUUUCCCCACAAAUCGUUUAAAAUUUACAUAUUGUAAUAGUAAGGUACAUUGUAUACUGGGCCCAAAUUAAGGAAUUUCACAAAUCUGACUAUUGCAAUAGAAAGAGCUCGAUUUUUACAAUAAAAUGACCAGGAUAACUCAAAAUCGACAUUUUAAAGUUAUCCUAGUAUUGCUCUAGGACAGCGAUAUAUGACAUAAGCAAAAAAGCGUUGCCUACCCCAGACAAUAUCAUAAUUUUUUUUUCAUAUAUUAUAAUUCAUUACUAAUCCAACAAAUAAGCAUUUUUUAUCUUACUUUUUAUUCUAGAGAUUAUACCUAAGAUAAUACAGGGUGACUCCUCUCAUACGACGCGGAGGCUCCAUGGAGAACGGUGCUUUAAUCGAAAUGAAAUUUUAGUGGCAUAUGUAGGUUAG
Sitophilus oryzae (rice weevil) is the source of this 1560-nucleotide messenger RNA. RefSeq lists its product as uncharacterized. The coding region runs from base 112 to 513 and encodes 133 amino acids. The record is from RefSeq and is a predicted model, not a curated record. The transcript has 2 exons. Lineage: Eukaryota; Metazoa; Arthropoda; Insecta; Coleoptera; Curculionidae.